Trichoderma citrinoviride is the source of this 2172-nucleotide messenger RNA. RefSeq names its product Sec1-like protein. Gene Ontology annotation, molecular function: syntaxin binding. Gene Ontology annotation, cellular component: secretory granule; plasma membrane. Gene Ontology annotation, biological process: intracellular protein transport; vesicle-mediated transport. NCBI's taxonomy places the organism in Eukaryota, Fungi, Ascomycota, Sordariomycetes, Hypocreales, Hypocreaceae. The record is from RefSeq and is a predicted model, not a curated record. The coding region runs from base 1 to 2172 and encodes 723 amino acids. The transcript is spliced from 5 exons.
AUGGGGUUGUCCAUUAUCGAGGAGCAGCACAAUGUUAUCUUGCAGGAAAUCAAGAACAUUACGCAGAACGACUGGAAAUGCCUGAUUGUGGACGAGACCUCCAAGAAGAUUGUCGACAAUGUGGUCAAGUCGGAUGACAUCCUCAACAGCAACAUUGCCACCAUCGAGCUCAUCGAAGCACGUCGCGAGUUCAACCCGGAGAUGGACGCAAUCUACCUGCUCAGCCCCGAGCCGCACAUUGUCGAAUGCCUGCUGGCCGAUUUCGAGGUACGGCGCUACCGGAGAGGCUUCCUGGUGUGGACGAACUUGUUGGACCCUGGGCUGCGGAGACGGAUCGACGAGUUCCCGGGGGUGCGGCAGCUGCGCGCGAGCUCGCGGACGCUCUUUGUAGACUUUUAUCCUCGAGAGACACACCUGGUGACGUUUCGCGAUCCGUGGAGUUUUCCCAUGCUUUUUCACCCGGCGUGCAACGCGCUCGUCCCUAAGCACCUGCAGCUGCUUGCGCAAAGGAUUGCGGGAAUAUGCAUUACGCUGGGAGAGUAUCCCAAGGUAAGAUACUACCGGCCGAAGAAUGCUGUUCACGAAGCGUCCGUCCUGUGCACACAUCUGGCGAGAUUCGUACAAGAAGAACUGGACGGCUAUGCUCAGUGGGAUUCCAACUUCCCGCCUCCGUCAACCAGGCCACAGUCGACACUGCUGAUAACGGACCGCUCGAUGGACCUCAUGGCACCGCUGGUACACGAGUUCACAUACCAAGCCAUGGCGCACGAUCUGCUCCCCAUCAAGGACGGCGACAAGGUGACCUUUCACACGAUAAUCAACGAGGGAACGCCGGAGGCACAGGAGAAGGAUAUGGAGUUGGCGGAAAAGGACAAGAUCUGGGUCGAAAACCGCCAUCGUCACAUGAAGGACACGAUUGACAAGCUCAUGGGCGACUUCCGGAAGUUCUUGGACCAAAACCCCCACUUCACCAAAGAGAAUCCCGAUACGACGAGCCUGAGCGCCAUUCGAGACAUGAUGGCGGGGCUGCCCCAGUUUCAGGAGAUGAAGGAGGCCUACUCUCUGCAUCUCACCAUGGCCCAGGAGUGUAUGAACAUCUUCCAGCGCCACAAACUGUCCGACACCGCGGUCACGGAGCAGACGCUUGCUACCGGGCUGGAUGAAGACUACAAGAAGCCAAAGAACAUUCUGGAUUCAGUGGUGCGAUUGCUGGACGACGAUGCGGUAACUCCGGGAGACCGACUGCGCCUGGUCGCCAUGUAUGCGCUAUACCGUGACGGCAUGAUAUUGGACGAUAUCAAGAAACUGCUUGCGCACUCGAAGCUGCCGCCUCAAGAUGCCGAAACUGUCCUCAACCUUGAGCAUAUCGGCGGGAGGCCCAUCAAGCAGCUGAAGGAGCAGCGACAGCCGAUACCUCCCCUAUUCCCUGUUGACACGAAGAAUGCGCAGAACGAGGACGACUACUCCCUGACCCGCUUCGAGCCUGUUCUCAAACAGGUGCUGGAUAAUCUGACCAAGGGAACUCUAGAUCAGACCGUCUUCCCGUACGUCAAGCCGCCGCUCGAUCCCAACGAAGACCUUAUGGCCGCUCAAGCAGGCUCACUCCGUGCUGCCGGACGACCAAACUGGGCGGCGGCGGGACGACGGCCGCCCGAGAACCGCCAGAGGCUGAUUGUCUUCAUGGCCGGCGGUGCUACAUAUAGCGAGAGCAGGGCGUGCUACGAGAUGAGCAACGAGCGAAGCCGUGAUAUCAUCCUGGCGACCUCCCACAUGCUCACCCCCCAGCUCUUCCUUCGACAGAUUGGAGACUUGAGCCGCGAUAAAAGACAGCUAGAUCUCCCCGUCGAGCGCAAGAGGCACGCGCCCCAGCAUCUCUUUGAGCGUCCAGCGCCGCCACCUCCUCCGCCCCAGGCCGCCCGCCCGCCACCACAGCAGCAGCCGAUGGCUCCAGGAGUGCCUCGGCCUGGCGUUGCCCCGAACCAGCCAAUGUCGCGGCCAGGCGGUCUCCCCAGUCGACCGUCUCCUGGCGGCGCGGUUCCCACGCAAGCCAUGGCAAACAUGCACAUCAACAACUCGAGCGGACACCGGCCCACGACCUCGAACAGCUCAUACGACGACGGCAAGGCGCACAAGGAGAAGAAGAGGAGGAACUUCUUGGGCUUGAAGAAGUAG